AUGACUAAAGAGAGAAGCAGCUUAAAUCAUUGUCCAAACAAUUUAGAAGCACAAAAUCUUACACGUGUUUCACAGUUCCAACUUGUGGGACUCUCCAAUGAUCCAGAAUUGCAACCCUUUCUCUUUGGACUGUUCCUGUUCAUGUAUCUGUUGACAGUGUUUGGGAACCUGCUCAUCAUCCUGGCUGUCAGCUCUGACUCUCACCUCCACACCCCCAUGUAUUUCUUCCUCUCCAUCCUGUCCUUGGAUGACAUCUGUUUUGUCUCCACUACUGUCCCAAAGUUGAUUGCAGACAUGCAAACAAGAAAUAGAGUUAUCUCUUAUAUGUGCUGCCUGACCCAGAUGUCUCUUUAUAUAUUUUUUCUGUGUAUGGAUGAUCUGUUGCUAACUGUGAUGGCCUAUGACCGAUAUGUGGCCAUCUGUCACCCCCUGAACUAUCCAGUUAUUAUGAAUCCUUGCUCCUGUUGUGUCUUAGUUUUGGUGUCUUUUUUGUUCAGUUUUUUGGACUCCCUGUUUCACAGAUUGAUUGCCUUGCAAUUUACUUGCUUUAAAGGUGUAGAAAUUUCUAAUUACUUCUGUGACCCUUCUCAAGUACUUAAUCUGUCCUGUUCUGACACCUUUAGAAAUAGUGUGGUAAUGUAUUUUCUUGGUGGUAUAUAUGGUUUUGUCCCCAUCUCAGGAAUCAUUUUUUCUUACUACAAAAUUGUUUCUUCCAUUCUGAGAAUCCCAUCAUCAAGUGGGAGGUAUAAAGCAUUCUCCACCUGUGGUUCUCACCUGUCAGUGGUUUUCCUAUUUUAUGGAACAGCCAUUGGUGUGUACUUUGGUUCAGCUGCAUCACUUUGUGCGGGUAAAGUUGUGGCAGCCUCAUUAAUGUACACUGUUGUCACCCCUAUGCUGAAUCCCUUCAUCUACAGCCUGAGGAACAGAGACAUUAGUAGGACCCUGAAGAGACUGCAUCGUUGGACAAUCUGUGGCAUCCAUUUGAACUGUAAUUUGGAAAUGCAUGCUUGGAGCAACCUAGUGGCAGCCCGAUGGGAGCCUGGAGGAGUGGUUAUAGGGAAAGCCUGUAAAGCUGGGGCUGGCUUUGCCCAAGGAGCGGGAUCUUGGCAGGCUGGUGGAUGCAGAUGUCUCAUGCCAAGCUGGUACCUGUCCCAGCACGGUGGGCCUCCAUUUGUUCCACACAGAGCUGGAGCCUGGCAGGGCCUGAGGUGCAGUGUUCUGGUCACCCCACACACCGUUGUGGCUCAGCAGGGCCUGAAGGAUGGUGGGCUGAGGGGCAGGUAUCCCAGUGGGCUGUGA
Molecule: messenger RNA, 1299 nt
Organism: Castor canadensis (American beaver)
Lineage: Eukaryota; Metazoa; Chordata; Mammalia; Rodentia; Castoridae
Product: olfactory receptor 7E178-like
Biological process (GO): G protein-coupled receptor signaling pathway
Cellular component (GO): membrane
Molecular function (GO): G protein-coupled receptor activity; olfactory receptor activity
Source: RefSeq, a predicted model, not a curated record